Molecule: messenger RNA, 714 nt
Organism: Aspergillus tanneri
Lineage: Eukaryota; Fungi; Ascomycota; Eurotiomycetes; Eurotiales; Aspergillaceae
Product: HAD family hydrolase
Exons: 4
Coding region: 1-714 (237 amino acids)
Molecular function (GO): sugar-phosphatase activity; beta-phosphoglucomutase activity
Source: RefSeq, a predicted model, not a curated record
AUGACUAUAUCACAAACUUCCUUCUCUGCCCCGUCGCAGGUCAUCUCGUUCGAUGGUCUUCUUUCAGACUUUGACGGGACCAUCAUCGACUCGACUAAUGCGAUUGUAAAACACUGGCAUAAAAUCGGAGCGGAAUUAGGUGUUGAUCCAGAGACUAUCCUGGCCACGUCGCAUGGGCGUCGAAGCAUUGACACAUUGGCCCUGUACGACCCGAAGAAGGCCAAUUGGGAAUAUGUCAGUUACAUUGAGGGCCAACUUCCUAAAGAAUACGGAUCUGAUGCUGUUGAGAUCCCCGGUGCGAGGUGCCUCCUUUCGGCGCUGGAUGAUGCCCGGGCACGCUGGGGCGUGGUGACAUCGGGCACGCGCGCAUUGCUUGAUGGCUGGAUGGAGGUCCUGAACCUCACACAUCCGAAGGUCCUCGUUGUCGCGGAGGAUGUUGAACUGGGUAAGCCUGAUCCACGAUGCUAUCUACUGGGGCGUGCGCGAUUGGGGUUGGAGAAUUCCUUGUCCCUAGUGGUUCUGGAAGAUGCACCGUCCGGGAUUCGCGCUGGCAAAGCAGCCGGGUUUAAGGUGAUUGCGCUAGCCACUACCCACUCGCUGGUCCAGCUUCAGGAGGCUGGGGCGGACUGGAUUGUGGAGGAUCUGAGAAGUGUCUCUGUCAAGGGCGUUGUCGAUGGCCAGAUCCAGCUCGAGAUUCGGAAUGCGUAUCAAUAA